Morchella sextelata is the source of this 510-nucleotide messenger RNA. RefSeq lists its product as uncharacterized. The record is from RefSeq and is a predicted model, not a curated record. The coding region runs from base 1 to 510 and encodes 169 amino acids. The transcript has a single exon. NCBI's taxonomy places the organism in Eukaryota, Fungi, Ascomycota, Pezizomycetes, Pezizales, Morchellaceae.
AUGGGAAGAGAAGGGGACAGACCCCCCACCACCACCAGCAGCAGCCCAGCCCAGCGGCCCAGCCCAGCUCAGCGGCCCAGCCCAACCCAGCAGCCCAGCGGCCCAGCCCAGCCCAGCAGCCCAGCGGCCCAACCCAGCCCAGCGGCCCAGCCCAGCCCAGCAGCCCAGCCCAGCCCAGCGGCCCAGCCCAGCCCAGCAGCCCAGCACCCCCACCAGCAGACCCCCCCACCAGCAGACCCCCCCACCAGCCAGCCCACCACAAAUUUCAAACCCCUCCCCAACAAGGGGAGGGGGGACAGUCAUCGACCUCCCCCCCCAAGGACUUGGGGGCCUAGGAGGCCGAUGGAAAACCCUCCCUUGCUUUGUGAAGGGAGGGCCGGGCGCCCCAGGGAGCGCCCGCUCUGCCCCGAGAGGGGACUUGCAGAGUUCUGUGAUUUUUCUGGGAGAAGUGGGAAGAAAGGAGUCCUUAUAAAGAGCUGGGGACUUUGGCCGCCGUUUGGCUUAGUAUAG